Messenger RNA from Aspergillus costaricaensis CBS 115574, 1447 nucleotides. RefSeq lists its product as uncharacterized. The record is from RefSeq and is a predicted model, not a curated record. NCBI's taxonomy places the organism in Eukaryota, Fungi, Ascomycota, Eurotiomycetes, Eurotiales, Aspergillaceae. Bases 158 to 1378 code for a protein of 406 amino acids. The transcript is spliced from 6 exons.
AUAAAACCCACCCCCCCCCAAUCGUUGAUCUUUUGCAAUUUUUAUUUCUUCUUGAAUCAUCUUCCUAAAAGAUUCAUCAUCUUCAUCCUCGUUAUUCUCUCAGUUGUUGAUCGCCCCUCUUGUUCUUGUGGUUUUGGCGUACCUCAAUCGAACACCCAUGUUUUCCAGUGAAUUCUAUCACUCACCAGGCGACUCGUUCGUUCGUCACAGACAGCUGGGCGAUUCUAUCCCGCGAAGUUGGAGAGUACCAUCACCAGCCUCGGCACCUUUCGUCGUUGAUCUUACUCACUCUGAUGGUGGUUCGGUUCCGCUAAAGUCUGAGACAACCCCAUCGGAUACCGCACUUGCGUCUACUCUUCCAGGCUGGCUUCCUGGUUUACCGAGUCCUGCUUCGGUCUACAGCUCUCCUCGGAGCGAAAUAUCCAGCAUUAGUUCAGGAGAAGGACGGAGUCAUCUAUCGCCUCUUCCUCCGAAUCAGUACCUAGGCAGGGCGCCUUUUCCAUCCGAGUUCAUCUCUCGGGAUCUUGAACCAGCAGACUCACCUUCAAGACUGGCCCAAAGGAGUCCCUCGCAAGCCUUUUCACAAAUAUCACAGGCGUCAGAUUCUUCAUUAUUAUCUCAGUCGAUGCAUCCCGGAUCAGUAGCAUUUCUGACGACCAACAUGGCACACAACUCUCAGAAUUACGGCUGGCAAAACAGGCCACCCCAGCCUCUUCAUCCGACUUCAAUGCCUAUGGAUCAACAAUCAUAUCCCCAGGCACACACACUUCCACCCCAAUCUGGUUACCCAGCAGCAUAUCCACCUCAGCAUGCCACCUCACAGAGUUACUAUCAGCCAGGACUUCCGUCUACACAUUACCUCACCUCACAGCCGGGUGUGCCCCAGAGCCGACACCAGCCUCGAAGUUCUUCCAUUCCAUAUCCUUAUCCCAGCGCUUCCGUAUCUGGCAGCCCACCCACCAUGCCAGAUCCCUCUUUUACAUCAACGCCUCCUUCAUACCUAGUCAAUCAGCCAGAUUACUACCUAACGCCGAACUCUUCACUCUCGCAAACCCCCAACUCUAUUCCCCAACCACAUAACCUGAUGCCAUCAGGGACAGUGUAUUCCUCUCCCGAGUCCGCUCCCAGUUCCUCAGAUCCAGAUCAAGUUCGCGUUCUUAGUUUUCGGCCAAAACCUCAAUGUUGGGACCACGGAUGCAACGGGCGUGAAUUUUCUACCUUCAGCAACCUGCUCCGCCACCAACGAGAGAAGUCGGGAGUGGUUGCCAAAGCAGAGUGUCCCAUUUGUGGUGCUGUGUUCACACGCACCACGGCCAGAAACAUCCAUGUUGCUCAGGGGAAGUGCAAGGGGGUAGCAAGGGAGCCGUCUGCCGAAUAAACCCCCACACAGAAGCUAGCGUCAGGGGCCAUGGACAUGGCAUGAGCGUCUGGUACAUGGGCUAGGACA